Messenger RNA from Cryptococcus deneoformans JEC21, 675 nucleotides. RefSeq lists its product as hypothetical. NCBI's taxonomy places the organism in Eukaryota, Fungi, Basidiomycota, Tremellomycetes, Tremellales, Cryptococcaceae. The coding region runs from base 66 to 572 and encodes 168 amino acids. The transcript is spliced from 2 exons. Gene Ontology annotation, molecular function: guanyl-nucleotide exchange factor activity; zinc ion binding. Gene Ontology annotation, biological process: small GTPase-mediated signal transduction; post-Golgi vesicle-mediated transport. Gene Ontology annotation, cellular component: cytosol; membrane. The record is from RefSeq and is a predicted model, not a curated record.
UUUAUCGUCUUUCCGAUCCGAGUCCAGUCUCCCCCGCCUCCUCCCUCCCUUCGCCCGCCAGAAACAUGUCGCAGCCUUCCCAGCAGGCGCUCCUCGCCGCCCUCGCCGCCCAGUCGUCACGCCCGCGACCGGCCACCGUCCCGUACGCUGCGCUCGGACCCUCCCAGCUCAAGUCGGAGGCUACGAGCGGCAACUCGCGCAAGCUGCACUGUCCGAGGGAUGGCUGUGGGAGCGUCCUUCUCCAGCCCGGCGUAGGCGUGUGGGCGGACUUGCAGGCCUCCGUGCUCCCCGAUGACCCGUCGUCUCCCUUCCCGGCGCCUGCAGCUCCCCAUGCAGUGUGGCACGUAGCAUCCGGCCCCUUUGCAUUUGACAAUAUCGGAUUCAGCCGGCCAGACGCCUCGACUACUUUGCCUCCUCACACACCGUCCGGCUCUGCACAGGGGGCGGACAAAGGCAAGGUCAAGUGGUUGAUCUGUGCAGAUUGUGAUCUUGGGCCGUUGGGAUGGACUUAUGAGGGUGAACGAGAUGCAUGGCUGGCUGUCGAGAGGGUCAGCUAUGGGGAGAGCAAGUGAAUGGGUUUAACAGAUUCAAGGUGACGACGGACAUUAAUUAGGAUGUUAUGGCUAGAGUGUUGUACGGUACAUGUAUAUUAUAUGUAUGGCUCAGUAGAUCCUU